This is a messenger RNA of Nomascus leucogenys (northern white-cheeked gibbon), 1458 nucleotides long. RefSeq names its product G protein-coupled receptor 82 (gene GPR82). The record is from RefSeq and is a predicted model, not a curated record. NCBI's taxonomy places the organism in Eukaryota, Metazoa, Chordata, Mammalia, Primates, Hylobatidae. Gene Ontology annotation, biological process: G protein-coupled receptor signaling pathway. Gene Ontology annotation, cellular component: membrane. Gene Ontology annotation, molecular function: G protein-coupled receptor activity.
CUAGCCUCAGCUGAGCUGACAGAUGACUAAGCUGCAUGAAUGACCACCAGUUGGUGUCAUGCAAGAAUCUAUUUGCACUGACUAAAGAUAUUGGAAGAGUGAAGAUCAGAGAAUUUUAAGUCUGAAAUUUGGCAUCACUGCCCUGAACAAUAUAACCUUAGUUGACAUAAACUACUCAUACAGACGAAGGCAUUAUCCAUCACAAUAAGUAACUUUUUGUCUUUAUUUCAACUGGACAAUCGUGAUUGGAAAAGCUCCUGUGACAAACUUGAAGAAAACCUGACAUAAAUGAACAACACCACAACAUGUAUUCAACCAUCUAUGAUCUCUUCCAUGGCUUUACCAAUCAUUUACAUCCUCCUUUGUAUUGUUGGUGUUUUUGGAAACUCUCUCUCUCAAUGGAUAUUUUUAACAAAAAUAGGUAAAAAAACAUCAACACACAUCUACCUGUCACACCUUGUGACUGCAAACUUACUUGUGUGCAGUGCCAUGCCUUUCAUGAGUAUCUAUUUCCUGAAAGGUUUCCAAUGGGAAUAUCAAUCUGCUCAAUGCAGAGUGGUCAAUUUUUUGGGAACUCUAUCCAUGCAUGUAAGUAUGUUUGUCAGUCUCUUAAUUUUAAGUUGGAUUGCCAUAAGCCGCUAUGCUACCUUAAUGCAAAAGGAUUCCUCGCAAGAGACUACUUCAUGCUAUGAGAAAAUAUUUUAUGGCCAUUUACUGAAAAAAUUUCGCCAGCCCAACUUUGCUAGAAAACUAUGCAUUUACAUAUGGGGAGUUGUACUGGGCAUAAUUAUUCCAGUUACCGUAUACUACUCAGUCAUAGAGGCUACAGGAGGAGAAGAGAGCCUAUGCUACAAUCGGCAGAUGGAACUAGGAGCCAUGAUCUCUCAGAUUGCAGGUCUCAUUGGAACCACAUUUAUUGGAUUUUCCUUUUUAGUAGUACUAACAUCAUACUACUCUUUUGUAAGCCAUCUGAGAAAAAUAAGAACCUGUACAUCCAUUAUGGAGAAAGAUUUGACUUACAGUUCUGUGAAAAGACAUCUUUUGGUCAUCCAGAUUCUACUAAUAGUUUGCUUCCUUCCUUAUAGCAUUUUUAAACCCAUUUUUUAUGUUCUACACCAAAGAGAUAACUGUCAGCAAUUGAAUUAUUUAAUAGAAAUAAAAAACAUCCUCACCUGUCUUGCUUCGGCCAGAAGUAGCACAGACCCCAUUAUAUUUCUUUUAUUAGAUAAAACAUUCAAGAAGACACUAUAUAAUCUCUUUACAAAGUCUAAUUCAGCACAUAUGCAAUCAUAUGGUUGACUUUUGAAUGGAAAACCCCACAAUAUUAAGAAAAGCAUUCAUGUGACUUUAUUAGGGACACUAAACUACAUCAUUAACAUGUCACAGCUUGGUUGACAAUAAUCACCAAGAAAAUCUCUUUGGUUUUUAAAAAUAAGUAAACAUAUAUUCAUAAAACUC